Molecule: messenger RNA, 1874 nt
Organism: Vespa mandarinia (Asian giant hornet)
Lineage: Eukaryota; Metazoa; Arthropoda; Insecta; Hymenoptera; Vespidae
Gene: oaf
Product: BRICHOS-like domain-containing protein out at first
Source: RefSeq, a predicted model, not a curated record
GUAAGAAUCGUAAUCAGUGAAUGAAUACAAAUGUGAACGGUCGGUAAAACGUAUGAUUUAGGUUAAUUUUUAAUGAUUUAAUUGUCGUCCGUUUAAAUGAUCUCGCGUUAUAACAAAAGUGAUAUCGAGUAAAUAGACUACGGUCUUACGAUUAAAAACAUUGACAAUGCCAUAAUGAUGAAGUUUAUCGAAUUAUUGACGACCUGUGUCGUUUUUCAAUAUCUAAUUUCUUUUUGUACGACACAUUUACUUAUAAACGUGAAAAAUCAAGGUGGUGAUAUACUUCUUGAAACUAUAUCAUCUAAUGUUACCGAAGAUGUAAUUACAUUGGAAUUUCAACGUUCUGAUGGUACACUUGUAACACAAUUGAUAGACUUUAAAAAUGAGGUACAAGUGAUAAAGGCGUUGGUUCUAGGGGAAGAAGAAAGAGGACAAAAUCAAUAUCAAGUUAUGUGCUUUGUUAAUCAUUUUUAUAAAGUCGAUUUUAUAUCCUCCGACGCUAUGUCUAAAUUACGUCAAAAAAAUCCAGGCACCGUACGUGUUGCCGAAGAGGAUAAAGGUCAUGCCAAUUAUACUAUGGACUUGUUUUUGGAUGUCUCUCAAUCCAAGGAUAUUUCUAAACACGUAGCUAGUCUUUGUAACGAAGCAGCUGGUUCAGCUUAUACAAGAAACGAAGAUAUUAAACAAUGGAUUCAAAGGCCAGGCUCCACAGAGACGUCAUUAAUGGCAGCUGUUUACAACUUUACGUCUACUACUGCGUCACAACAAAAUCCAACUGAAACAAGGUCACAAUUUGUCUCUAAAUGUGCUGACACAUCCAAUUUAUGGGUACCUUGUACCUGUUCUUUAGAACUUUGUAUUGGUUGGUAUCCAUGUGGAUUGAAAUUUUGUAAAGGUAAAACCGAAGGUAGAAAAAUGGCUAGCACUUAUAGAUGCGGUAUAAAAACUUGUAAAAAAUGUUUUAUAUUCACUUAUUACUCGAAAAUGAAACAAAAUUGUUUAUGGGACGAAUGACAUAUAAGAACGUUAUUAGAUAUCGAUUCAACAUAAAUUUAUCAUUGAAAUAAUGAUGCGAUUAAAUGUGCACUAUUUGUGCCUAGUCACAAAACUACUAUGAUAAAAUUCCUAUUGAAUGAACGGUAUCCGUUUGUUCACUUUCAAUUACUACAAUUUGUACAAUAAUACUAUGAGAAAUCAAACGACGAUAUAUUGGAUAUGAGAUUUUUAUUAAUUAUGCCGAUGAAAAGAUUUAUUUUCAAUAGCGUCAACUUAUCUAUAAAAUAAUUAACUUCAUUGUUAACUCGUUUGAAAAGCGAUCGUAUUUAAUAUUUUUUUUUGUUUUUGUUUUGUCUCUUUUUUUUUUUUUUUUUUUUUUUUUUUUUUGAGAAUAUCAAAUAUUCUCUUUUGCAAGUAUAACUUGCUUCAUUAAAAUUAAAAUUUUAUGUGCACAAAUUGUUACAUGUGACUCUUGUUUAGUUUUUCUUUAUAUAUAUAUAUAUAUAUAUAUUUGAAUGGAUAUAUUUGUAAUAUAUAUAUAUAAAAAAAAAAGAAGCAUAUUUAUUCAGGAUAUAUGAAAUACGAUAAAUGUGUGUCAUACACUAAAGACAUUCCAAGUUUCUGACGUUCCAUUGCGUGUUCAUUUAUAUAUAAAAACAUUCAAUUUAAUUAAUUGUGUGCACAGAUUUUUAAUUAUCAAUUUACUUUGUGUAUCAAUAAAAAGUAUGUAUAACAUUCCUAAAACGCUUGGACUUGAACUAACUAUUGUCGUUUUUCAUCAAUACUGAAUGUAUGUUUAUGAUAUAUUACAAAUGAUUCAUUCAUACUUAUUAAUAUGAUAUAUAUUUUAAUUUUUAAGGGGAUAAAGAUCAAAAAAA